AUGGCUAUCCAAGUCCUUUUAGCAUCGACAGCCUUAAAAUCAGUCAGCGUUACUGGUCUAUGGUUAAUACCACUUCUGCUUGGGGCCUUCACGUAUCAUAAUUAUAACUCCUAUGACCCAGAAUCGAAGGUCCUAGAUAAAGAACCUAGGAGGGAGUACGAUUUCGUAGUAGUUGGCGGAGGCUCUGCUGGUGCAGUCGUUGCCAAUCGUCUUACAGAAGUCAAAGAUUGGAAUUUACUUUUAUUGGAAAGUGGGCCGGACGAGAACGAGAUCACUGAUGUUCCAUCUUUAGCCGCUUAUUUGCAACUAUCGAAGUUGGAUUGGCAAUACAAGACUGAGCCGACAUCUUAUGCUUGUUUGGGUUUUAAGAACAACAGGUGCAGCUGGCCGAGAGGAAAGGUUCUUGGCGGUUCCAGCGUUUUAAACUACAUGAUUUACGUAAGAGGUAAUAGAUACGACUACGACCAAUGGGAAUCAUUUGGCAAUCCAGGUUGGGGAUAUCGAGAUGUUCUUAAAUAUUUUAUUAAAUCUGAAGACAACAGGAACCCUUAUUUGGCUAAAAGUCAGUAUCACGGUCAAGGUGGUUAUUUGACUGUGCAGGAAGCCCCAUGGAAAACACCUCUGGUAGCAGCUUUCGUCGAAGCCGGGGUCGAAAUUGGAUAUGACAACAGAGAUAUAAAUGGAGCCAUCCAAACCGGGUUUAUGAUGGCCCAAGGGACUAUAAGACGUGGUUCUAGAUGCAGCACAGCUAAAGCAUUUUUAAGACCAGUGAGAACCCGUAGAAAUUUAGACAUUUCACUGAAUUCACAAGUUACUAAAAUACUCAUUAAUCCUUCGACAAUGAAAGCUUACGGUGUGGAAUAUGUAAAACAUGGUAUUAAAAAAGUUGUUUAUGCUAGAAAAGAAGUUAUAUUAUCGGCAGGAGCUAUUAACAGUCCACAGCUAUUAAUGCUUUCUGGUAUUGGACCAAAAGAUCACUUAGAAAGCGUUGGCAUAAAAGUACUAAAAGAUUUACCAGUAGGAGAAAAUUUACAAGAUCAUGUAGGAGUAGGAGGACUGACAUUUCUAGUCGAUAAACCAGUUAGUAUUGUCCAAAAUAGAUUUCAGGCAUUUCCUGUUACAAUGAAUUAUGUGUUAAAUGAAAGAGGACCUAUGACUACGUUAGGAGGACUUGAAGGUAUUGCUUUUGUAAAUACAAAAUAUGCCAAUAGCUCCGGAUUAUGGCCUGAUAUUCAAUUCCAUAUGGCUCCUGCAACAUUUUCUUCAGAUAACGGACAAACUGUGAAAAAAGUGUUAGGUCUGAAAGACGAAAUAUAUGACACUGUCUUUAAACCUAUAGCAAAUAAAGAUGGGUGGACCAUUAUGCCACUGUUGUUACGGCCUAAUACUAGAGGUUACGUUCGAUUAAAGAGUUCUAAUCCUUUUGAUUAUCCCAUAAUGAAUCCACGUUAUCAUGAAGAUCCUUUAGAUGUAAGUCGCCUUGUUGAAGGAAUAAAAAUUGCCUUAAAAGUUGCGAACGCUUCCCCAUUUAAGCAAUUUGGAUCAAGAUUAUAUAUGAAACCCUUACCAAAUUGUAAACAACACGUAUAUAUGUCCGAUCAAUAUAUUGAAUGUCAAGUUAGAUCAAUAAGUAUGACAAUAUAUCACCAAUCUGGGACAGCCAAAAUGGGACCAUCCUGGGAUAAGGAUGCUGUUGUUGACCCCAGAUUGAGGGUGUUUGGUAUUGAAGGAUUAAGAGUUAUAGACGCUAGCAUAAUGCCAACUAUCGUUAGUGGAAACACAAAUGCACCAGUAAUCAUGAUAGCAGAAAAAGGUUCUGACAUGAUAAAAGAAGAUUGGUUGAAUAGGUAG
Molecule: messenger RNA, 1851 nt
Organism: Danaus chrysippus (African queen)
Lineage: Eukaryota; Metazoa; Arthropoda; Insecta; Lepidoptera; Nymphalidae
Source: the annotation of a GenBank genome assembly